CCCUUCAUCACCUCAGCCUUCUUCUCAAAUCCACGCCACCACGCCCGCCCACGCCCACGCCCACGCCCACGCCCAUUGGCUCCGCUGCUUCUUCCUUCUCUUCCCCUUGCUACAGGCCCUAGUACACCGACGCCUUCUCCUCUCACACGCGUCGACAUCUUCUUAAUCUCACUGCCAUCAGUUUCGAGGUUGCGUGAUCCGGCCGAGGCCAGCUUAAUUUCAGGCAUUUGCCUAAAAGUUGCUUAAUAUUUGGUAAUGGCAAAUGCUGAAGUAACUAACGUUCUAGAAAGUGCCGGUGAAGAUAUGCCUUUGUUCUCGGAUAUUUCUGGUUAUAAUCCGGUUGAGGAGAUUUCACCUGAUUUGUUGAAAAAUACUCCAUCAAACAUUGCCAAAUUGGAGGAUGCAAUUGAACAGUGCAAGGGCCACCAGAAGUAUCUUGCACUCACGAAGAGCCCUUCUGAUGGGGAUGAUGUCCGUUGGUACUUCUGCAAAGUGCCUCUUGCAGAAAAGGAGCUUGCGGCUUCAAUUCCUAGAACAGAAAUUGUUGGCAAAAGUGAUUAUUUCCGAUUCAGUAUGAGAGAUUCUCUUGCACUAGAGGCUUCUUUCUUGCAGAGAGAGGAAGAACUACUUGCACAUUGGUGGAAGGAAUAUGCAGAAUGUAGUGAGGGUCCAAGUGGACUUCAGGCGAUUGGUAGCUCAACUUCUUGCUAUCAAUAUGAUGAACUGUAUGCUUUAGAGGAAGAGAGAGUAGGUGUCCCGGUAAAAGGUGGUCUUUAUGAGGUGGAUUUGACUAGGCGACACUGUUUCCCAGUGUAUUGGAGUGGUGAGAACAGGCGUGUUUUAAGAGGCCAUUGGUUUGCCCGUAAAGGUGGACUUGAUUGGCUUCCACUACGUGAAGAUGUUGCAGAACAGCUAGAGUUGGCCUAUAAUUGUCAAGUAUGGCAUCGCCGUACAUUCCAACCUUCAGGUCAGUUUGCUGCUCGUAUUGAUUUACAGGGCACAUCCCCGGGACUGCAUGCACUUUUUACAGGAGAAGAUGAUACUUGGGAAGCGUGGUUGGCGUUUGACAGUACAAGUUUCUCUUUUGGAGGUGGAGUUGUGGUUAAACUAAGACGAGGUUUCUCAACUUCUGGAUCAGUGAAGCCAACUCAGGAUGAGCUUCGCCAGCAGAAAGAGGAGGAAAUGGAUGACUACUGUUCUCAGGUGCCAGUUGGUCACUUAGUUUUCAUGGUUCAUGGUAUCGGACAAAGAUUAGAGAGAGCCAAUUUGGUCGAUGAUGUUGGUGAUUUUCGUCGUAUAACAGCAAGUCUAGCUGAGAUGCACUUAACUCCAUACCAGAAAAGCACUCAGAGGAUUUUAUUUAUUCCUUGCCAGUGGAGAAAGGGUUUGAAGCUCAGUGGUGAAAGUGCAGUUGAAAAUAUAACCUUGGAUGGUGUUCGAGGUCUUCGUAUGACAUUGAGUGCUACAGUACAUGAUGUUCUUUAUUACAUGAGCCCUAUAUAUUGUCAGGAUAUUAUUGAUUCGGUGUCUAAUCAGUUAAAUCGAUUAUAUUCAAAAUUUCUUAAGCGAAAUCCUGGUUAUGACGGUAAGGUUUCUUUGUAUGGUCACUCAUUAGGAAGUGUACUUUCUUAUGAUAUCCUUUGCCAUCAAGAGGAUUCUUCUGCACCAUGCUGUAUGGACACUGUACUUGUGAAAGAGUCUAAGGUUGAUGUUUCUUGUCAAACCACUGAAUCUAAUGUUUCCAUGAAAUAUGAGAAUAGCAGCACUAAAACAAGAUCAGCCGCAGAUCCAUUACCCUAUGAAACUUUAGAAGACAGUUUCAUUUCAUAUCCAUAUAGCACUAUUAAUCAUGGUACUCAAGAUCUUUCUAUCAGUGAAGAUCACAUUCAUGCUAAAGACAUGCAGGAGGUGUUUUCAGACAAUGAUGAUAUUAUGGACCCUGAAGAGGACUUUGAUGAUCUUGAUCACCUAUAUUUCAAGGGUGGGGAAAGUUCUACUGGGGUUCUGAGAACUAGUGUGGAUUCAGAUGCUGCUGCAGUCAGAGAUGCUAGGUUUCAAACUGAAGACAAGGUUGAUAUGGACAGCAAAAUCUUUCACCUGGAGGAAGAGGUGAAAUCCCUUAGAACAAAAAUUGCAGAACUAGAAAAACUCUGUCACUCGACAACUAACUGUAGGACAAACACAAGGAGUUCUGCAAGCAAUGAAAUUUAUCAUGGGAGAGGAAAAUUAGUCAAAACUAUCAAUCAGUCUUUUAGAACAUCCUCUGAAGAGGACAAUGCUAAAAGGAGUUACACACCUCACAUCAAAUAUACCAAGCUUAUCUUUAAGGUUGAUACAUUCUUUGCUGUCGGAUCACCACUUGGUGUCUUUCUAGCCUUACGAAAUGUCCGCAUAGGAGUAGGCAGGGGGCAAGAUUAUUGGCAGAAUGAGAAGAUAACUGAAGAAAUGCCUGCCUGCAGACAAAUGCUGAACAUUUUUCAUCCUUUUGAUCCUGUAGCAUACAGAGUAGAACCAUUGAUCUGCAAGGAGUGCAUUUGCCGGCGUCCUGUUAUUAUUCCUUACCAUAGGGGUGGGAAGCGGUUGCAUACUGGAUUUCAGGAAUUUGCAGAGGAAGUAGCUAUGCAUUCUCAAAUUGUGAAGAAUCAGAUAAAUUCUCUGAGGGUUAACAUAGUUAGCAUGUUUCAAUCCCAGAACAAGGAUAAGAAUAAAGAUACCUUAGAUGCCUGCAAAGAAAAUGAGAGAUCAUAUGGUUCCAUCAUGAUGGAAAAGCUAACUGAUACUGAAGAUGGCCGAGUUGAUCAUGCUCUCCAAGAUAAAACAUUUCGUCAUCCAUACCUAUCAGUCAUGAAGUCACAUACUAACUAUUGGCGUGAUAAGGACACUGCCCUUUUUAUUUUAAAUCAUUUAUAUCGUGAUAUUCUUGAAGAACCUCCUCUAAGUGGUGAUGAGACAACUAAUCCAAGUGCCCCGGGAAGUCUCAGAGAACCAAUAACAUUGUUCUACGAGCGAGAUAUCAUUGCUGAGGAGACCCCAUUGACAUUUUCUGACAGUUAUUCAAUCAAGGAAUUCUCAAGGAAAGCGAAGAAGAUUUUGACUUCCAGAUAGUAUCUUUGGCCUUUUUCAGUCAAUGAACGAAAGUAAAUACCAAAAUAUAACUGCCGAUGGAUAUUCUUUAGCACGGGGGAUGCUGAACCAACACCAUGGCCUCCUGUAUAAAUAUGUACCGACUGAAUUAUCAUCCUCUUGUAGUAAUGCAACUUCAAGCACUUAAUUUACAGCAACUCUAGCAUGCCUUAGAGGCCAAUUAAAAAAAAAACAAAAAAGAAGCAAAAGUAGCAACAAAGCUACAACACUUUGGGUUUUCUCAUGGUGCCAUGCUACGUCUGCAGUUGAUAGGGAUUGUGUGUUCCUCUCACAUAUCAUAUGCUUAUUUGGGCUUACCUUUCCUCAUCAUCGCCUUCGUGAGGCAUGUGUUGGCCAUCGACUGCUCUCUGCCUCACAUUCAUGAACCCAGCAGAUGCCUCCAUAGAGAUCAAGUGCAUAGUGUCAAAUGUGUUGACACAAGACUCUGUUUUGCAACAAUGUACAACCAGUUGGGCUGGUGAAUGAAAACGAUAUUUGAAGAGCUACUUAAAAGAGAUAUAUUUUUGGAUUUGACAGAGGAAUAUAGGUAAGGAAAAAUUUACCCGUUUAUUUUUUUUCCAAUAAAUGGCUUGGGGUCUUCUUGAACAUACUUGAGAUUCUCCAAAUCAAAGUAAAUGGCAUCUAGUCUCGUAUUUAGCUUUUAUGGUAGAGAGUGCAAUAGUAGACUACUUUUUUGAACACAAUACUAUUGUUCAACUUUUGAGAUCAAAAUCAUAACCUAAAAUGCUUUUGCCAUCA
Messenger RNA from Zingiber officinale, 3882 nucleotides. RefSeq names its product phospholipase SGR2-like. The transcript has 25 exons. The record is from RefSeq and is a predicted model, not a curated record. The coding region runs from base 256 to 3105 and encodes 949 amino acids. NCBI's taxonomy places the organism in Eukaryota, Viridiplantae, Streptophyta, Magnoliopsida, Zingiberales, Zingiberaceae. Gene Ontology annotation, molecular function: glycerophospholipase activity; metal ion binding. Gene Ontology annotation, cellular component: cytoplasm.